Messenger RNA from Aspergillus pseudonomiae, 1130 nucleotides. Its product is annotated as lipase/thioesterase family protein. Gene Ontology annotation, molecular function: hydrolase activity. The transcript has 4 exons. The record is from RefSeq and is a predicted model, not a curated record. NCBI's taxonomy places the organism in Eukaryota, Fungi, Ascomycota, Eurotiomycetes, Eurotiales, Aspergillaceae. Bases 63 to 1130 code for a protein of 355 amino acids.
CUGCAAGGUACCUGGAUCAUACGAUAGUAUGACAGGCUACCAGCAUCAGCAAUCUAGCCAACAUGCUCAACACCGCAAUUCCCCUUUCCUUCGCGGAGAAACUUGACUUUGUUCCCGCUCUGGUGUCACUUGGCCUCACGGUCGUGUGGGCAAUGUUCACGGGGCUAUGGCGUUCAUCAUGUUAUCCCAAGAGUUGGCUCCUGCAUGUCGGAUAUGCAGCGUUCCGGAAAGCAACCAGCCGACUGUCCGUUGCGCAAAUGCAAUAUGUAAUGCCCCCCACAAAUAAGAUCUAUGACCAGUACGUGCGCAAGGCCAGAAAAGUCGCAGACACGGUAGACUUGGGGCAAGGUGCCCUGGGCCACUGGGUCGGAGACCGCAAUGCUGAGAAUGUCUUGAUUUGGUAUCACGGCGGUGGAUUUGCGCUCCCAGCGAACCUGGGCUAUUUCCGGUUCUUCGCUCGUCUGAUCGCAGACAGUGCCCGCGCCAAUAAAUCCUUGGCGGUUUUCAGUCUGACAUACACAUUGGCGCCCCAGGCAACAUAUCCCACACAGAUUCGGCAGGCCGUAGAAGCCCUGCGGUAUGUGGUUGACCAGGCCAAAUUUGCACCCGGCCACAUCCUCUUGGGGGGAGAUUCGGCAGGAGGGAACCUUGUCGGCGCCGUCUUGUCCCACUUGGCUCAUCCCCACCCUGCUAUCGCCCCGGUGGACCUCUCCGAACACCUCCGGGGCGCAAUCAUGAUCGCUCCCUGGACCUCCAUGGAGACCGACUUUUCCGAACAAGAGAUCGAUUCUCGGGGGGAUUUGAUCACACCGGCAGUAGCAGGACCAUGGGCCAGCGCCUACCUGGGUUCCGCCAAGCGCGAUAACUAUACCGAUUUAUCUGCUGCGCCGGUAGACUGGUACUCCACGUUUCCGGUGCAGAAGAUUUUAGUUUGCGCGGGAGGAAGCGAGAUUCUUUUCCCGGUUAUCCAAGAAUUCGUGAAGAAAUUGAAGGAGGGCUUCCCAGACGUGGAGUUGUGUGUUGGCCACCGGGAGGGGCAUGUUGCGCCGAUCUAUAACUUGUAUAUCGGGGAUCAGACUGAGACGGAGCAGGGGAAGAGAGUCAAGAGCUGGUUGAGAGAGACUUUGUAG